Epinephelus lanceolatus (giant grouper) is the source of this 2609-nucleotide messenger RNA. RefSeq lists its product as uncharacterized. The record is from RefSeq and is a predicted model, not a curated record. Lineage: Eukaryota; Metazoa; Chordata; Actinopteri; Perciformes; Serranidae.
CUACUCUUACUUAUUACCCCGCAUGCCAGGAACUGUUUUCACAGGACAGUCAGAGCAUCCUACAGUUUUUACCCCUGACAAAUGAAAAUAUGGCACAGUCCUCGCAUAAUUUACCUUGCUUGGGUGAUUUGCGGCUUCCUCGGUGCCUUUCUCCAUUAGAGCCUUCUACCUCAGCAACAAAACAUCAGCCUGCCCUCAACAACUCAGUGAACCAAAGCCAUAAAAUUCAGCCACAGCCAUCUCUACAUGGGCGACCCUGGCUAACAGUAAACCCCGGGCCACUACAAUUCCCUUUCAGUGCCAUCACUCACAGAGAAAAUAAAAGUGUGUCUUUAUCACAGGAUACACACUGCAGCUGUUGGUCAAAGCAAUGGCAGAAACAUCCGGAUAUGAGUCCACAAAACGGGGGAACCUGUGCAGCAUCUUGUACUAUGAAAGAAGUGGAAGAGAGAGGAGCACAAUCUGCUGGUCAUCAAAAUGUGGCAGAGCUCAAAUCUUCUCUCAGGAAAAAGGAAGAAAGUUUGAAAUGUAAACAGGGUGACACUAAAGGCGAUGCUGCAGCACCUAAAAAGAGGAAGAGAAAGCACACAGCUCGUCCACAAGAGGCCAGCUCUACUCUGGCAUACAAACAUGUGAAAGUCAGUGAUGGAACAAAAGGUCAAAUCAACCUGGGCCUUUGUUCAGUCAGCUUGUCAAGCAACAAUGUGCUAGCGAAGGAAAGAGAAAUGGCCACCGGUUCCUCAAACACAUUAAAAAAAUUUGUACAGAAACAAAAUGAGCCAUCACCUACAGACAGUCAGGGAGAGAAAACUAGAGGGCCUGGCGAUCUCAGUAGUGACCAGAAAAGAAUCAGGACCAGGGCUUUUCUGAAAAAAGCUCAAGAGACACCAAGUAACUCAAGCACAGACAAUUUAGUUUUAAAACCCACGUACCGUAUAGCUCCGAUUGUGAAUAAACCAGGAGUUUGCAAGCGGGGACGUGGAAGACCAAGGAAAACAAAGCUUGAGGAAAGCCAACCAGGGAGCUCUCAUGCCAUCAUUGAAAAACCGAACCACAAUGUAGAAAAAGACCUCCAAGUUUACAGCAAUUUGCUGAAGGAGGAGAGUGAAAAAGCAAAGAGAAGAUGUAAAAAACGGAGGAGGAAUAGUAAAAGUAAAAUGGAGGCAAUUCCACUGAAAAAGGCUGCAAGUGCUAAGAGACCUGUAAAGGCUCAGGCAAACAAAAACGAUGUAAUCCCAGAGGGAAGAAAACAUGGGACACCCAAACGGCCAUGGCUGGUCUCUCUAAAGGAGUUUCAAAAGAUUAUCAAACGCCAACACUCAAAAACAAGGGAGUCAAAAGAAAGCCAGGAGCAGAAAACUGAUGAAACUGUAAGAAAUGUAGAAAGUGAAGCAAAGGCGUGUGGUAGCAGAUCUGAAGAAUUAACUAAGGAGACAGAGAUGGACACAGACUCUGCUCAGACUCACAACAGUGACAGAAUUGAGGAGUCUCAUGACCUCCUCAGUGUCACAGUUGAUAAAAAUCACAAUCAGAUUUUCGACCAAUCAACAGCAGUGUGUGGCAAAUCGCAGCAAGAUGACACAAAUGGUUCCACUGGUAAGGAGACCAGUCUGUUUGGUGAAGGGUCCUUUAAUGUGUUGGGAGAAGAGGAGGCUGAGUUGGUAGCUGAGAGGGAGCAGCCGCUGGAGAAUCCUGAUGAAGCACAGGAAGUCUGUGAUGCAGGAGUGCCAGAUACAACACACCAGACCGCUAUCAACAAGGAAGGCUCAUCUUACAGUGACACCCAUCUGCCCCAAGAAUACAGAAUGUCUUUGGACCACAACUUGAAUCCCCAGACCAUGGAGAGAACUAGUCCACCUCUGUCAGACACUGUUGCUUUCAGCAAGAAAUCAGACUGUGAUCAAGAAGAAGAAGUGGAGGAGGAGGGGGAGGUAGAUGUUCUGCUGUACUCCCCAGACAAAGUGCCUCACAUCAGAGAGUGUGAGAAGGGACUGGACAACAUGGCCAUAAGUCCUGAGGAGGAAGAGGAGGAUGAUGAAACUGAGAUUGAUGUGACUGGAGAUGAGGCAGAGUAACCUUUGUAUAUGUGCAUACCUUUUUACUAUGUUGUGUGGCUAGUUCAGCACUUGAGAGUGCCAAGCCUAACAUUUUCUCUGUUCUGGUUUUUAAGUAUGUUCACAGAGAUGCCAAAUCCAUUUUGCUGUGACGCUAUAUCAGAAAUGUAUCUGUUUGCACCCUCAGUCAGUGCCUGGUGAUUAUAAGCUGUGUGUAUGCAAGAAUUACAGGCUGAAUACUUGUUUUGACCUCCAUUUAGUUCAAUAUAUAAGGUUCAAAUGGAUGUUUAAUUUCCAUUAAUAAUAUACCAAAGCUUUGAUUACAGAUGGGUUACAUUCUUACUGUUGUUCAUGUCUGUCAAUAAUUGUAUUAAUUUCACAUUUCCAGAUAAAUAAUAAGUGCCUGCUUAAGGUAAAAGCACUUCAGCAGCAGUGUCUGUGUAAGGAACUAUUAUAGGAAAGAAACCUAAUUUUGAGCCUGUAUUUGGAAAGCACAUUACGUUUUGAGUAAAGUACAUCAUUAUGGUUUAUAUAUAUGUAUAUAUAAAGAAAAAA